AUGAAGCCAAGAAUAAACUUUGAGAAUAUGAACACCACCACCACUAACAGCAACACAAACAACAACAACACAAACAACAACAACUCCAGCACACAAGACAGCGGCUACUUGGAGAGCAGUCCAACAACGUUGAAGAAUGAGAAGAGGAAGAUGAGGAAGGUGGUGGUGGAGAGAUUGAGGAGGGAGAGGAUAGAUAGGUGCCUCCAACAACUCCAGGACAUCCUCAUCCAAUCAAAUCCUCCUCCUACACAAUCAUCAUCAUCUCUUUCAACCGGAAGUCACCUUGAGAAGGCAGACAUCUUGGAAAAGACGGUAGAUCACGUGAGAGAUCUGGAGCGGAAGUUGCAUGAAGGGGUGAGCAGAGGUUACCAGGCUUGCAUGCAACAAGUUCAUGCGUACAUGCAACUACAUCGUCCAACUCAAACUGAUAAUGGUGAUGAUCUAAUUUCAUUCCUUCAUCAAAAUAUGGACUCUGCUCUUCACUCAUUCAAUGGAUCUUACAAACAAAUGAAAAACACGAACAGCGACUGCAAUAUCGUUCAUGGUGGCCCUGAAGACGGCGUUCUUCAGUCGUCAACAUCCGCCACCACCAACACUCACCAACACAUUUGGAAGGAAGCAACAACAAACAACAACGCGUUGACAUCAAUGAACUUUCCACCACACAACAACAUUCUAAACAACAACACGUCUGCAAACUCUUCCGACAACUACAAAAAUGUAAAAGACAAUUCAUUUGUAAACAACACUAACAACAACAACUGCAGUAUCAACAACAACAACAACAUCAUCAUCAACAACAUCAACAACAACAACAUCAUCAUCAACAACAUCAAUUCGUUAAACGACAUCAACAACAAACAUUCGAUCAACAACUACACAUGCAACAAAUCAGCCAACAACAGCACCAACCCCACCAACAACAGCAACAGUUCAACCAAGAACUAG
This is a messenger RNA of Helobdella robusta, 948 nucleotides long. RefSeq lists its product as hypothetical. Gene Ontology annotation, cellular component: nucleus. Gene Ontology annotation, biological process: regulation of transcription by RNA polymerase II; regulation of neurogenesis; anterior/posterior pattern specification. The transcript has 2 exons. Bases 1 to 948 code for a protein of 315 amino acids. Lineage: Eukaryota; Metazoa; Annelida; Clitellata; Rhynchobdellida; Glossiphoniidae. The record is from RefSeq and is a predicted model, not a curated record. Gene Ontology annotation, molecular function: RNA polymerase II cis-regulatory region sequence-specific DNA binding; protein dimerization activity; DNA-binding transcription factor activity, RNA polymerase II-specific.